Molecule: messenger RNA, 1408 nt
Organism: Setaria italica (foxtail millet)
Lineage: Eukaryota; Viridiplantae; Streptophyta; Magnoliopsida; Poales; Poaceae
Exons: 2
Coding region: 254-928 (224 amino acids)
Molecular function (GO): protein binding
Source: RefSeq, a predicted model, not a curated record
UCGACGAGGCCGAACGGCGGAACCCCCUCGCUCCUCUCCUCCCCUAUAUAAACCUGCCGCUGCGCCCGAAUCCAAACCCAACGCUCGAUCGCCCCCACACACGCAUCACGCCGGAGCCAGCAGCCAACACCAUCGAUCCCCUGAUCCACUCGGAUACAUCACCAGGAACCAGCACCCGGCCCGCCCCGACCGAGGCAAGUACGCUACUACCACUGCUGCACCGCACCGACCGAGGGUGCAACGACAGCAGCAGAUGGUGUCCCUGCAGUCGGCGCUCCUGCCGGAGGCCAACAAGCGGCGGCCGUGCCUCUCCCUCGUGGGCGGCGCCGUCGCCUCCACCGCCACCAGCAAGAAGCGGAAGCGGGACGGCAGCGACGACGACGGCGAGAACAGCCGCGGCGAGGUCGUGGACGGGAUCGAGCUCAAUUUCGACGCUGCGCCACUGCCACCCGAGUGGCAACGCUGCCUCGACAUCCAGUCGGGGCAGAUCCACUACUACAACACGAGGACGCAGAAGCGGACGUUGAAGGACCCAAGAGGCGAGCAGGACUUCCGCGCCGCGCCCGCCGACGACGACGACGACGAGGAGUCGGCGAACUGCGCGCCGCCGGGGCUGGACCUGGAGCUGAACCUCACGUUCUCGCCGCGCCGGCCGUCCGCUCCCGAGAAGAAGAAGCCCAAGCCAGCUUCGCCACCGCCAGCUGCAGCACAGCGGCGACAGCCCGCGGAGGCCGAGGACAGCCGGGAGAUGGUCGCGGCGGUGUGCGUGCGGUGCCACAUGCUGGUGAUGAUGUGCCGCGCCAGCCCCGCGUGCCCCAACUGCAAGUUCCUGCACACGCCGAGCCGGGCCGCGCCACCUUCGCCGCCGCCGGAGCCCGAGACGGCGCCCCUCAAGCUCGGCCUCCAGCUGCUCUGCUGCAGGGACUAGCGAUGGACCAGACGGUCGGAGGGAGCACCAGAGCAGAGCACCCCGCCGACCGAUAGAUGGUUGUAUCCCGUGCACCCCGGCGCCCGUGCACGAGCUAGUAUAACGCACGUGUACAUGUAGCCACCUCAGUCACCUGCAUGUGCAAGGAUCGAUAGCACUCCAGUAGUUUUAAGGCCACUGUGAUGUGGUGAUUAGAUGAGUAUAAUCAAACAGGGUGGAGUUGAUCGAUCGAUCGAUCAAUCAAGCGGUGGCCGUGGCCGAUCGAUCGGUCCGCGAUGGAUCGGUUAGCUCUGCGGGUACAUGGCGAUGAAUGGUGAUGUAGAUAUAAGUGCAUAUAAAUGUAGUAGCUCCGAACUUUCGGUACCUGUCACCUGUCCGUGCAUGUAAUUCGAACUCGCCAUCGGUCGACUCGAACUCGAACUCGAUCCCGGGUGCGCUGUGCUCGUAACGGAAAGUUGGUUGGCUGUUGGUGCGCACGAA